ACUACUGUCAAAACUGCUUGAAACAAGGCAGGACACUAGGGGACGUUUUAGAAACUGCUGGACUCACGAUAACUAGUUAGCUUGCUAGCAAAGUGUCGGUCAGAGCUCACCAAACUUGGCCGAUGUUAAUGCAACAUAGCUGACUUCAUUUAGAUCUGUUUAUAUGAUGGUUGCUAUCUAGCUAUCUACAUUUGAUACGGACUUUGGAAACCGACGUCUUCAUGAAAACGAAACAAAACUUGUUUCGGUUUCGGCAUUUCCUGGAGACAGAAGCUGCAACUGGGAUGUAAAGACAAUCAAACGAAGGAAACCUUUGGCUUAAGCACGAUUAGCCAAAGAUCGCAAUGGAAGGGGGUACGGGAGACAUGCAGACCAGCGACAAUGGUGUGGAAAGAUUAAUGGAUGAAUUUCUGAAGUCAAAAGGGUUUUAUCGGAAGAAAAUAGCCAAAGACGGCUCCUGUCUGUUUAGAGCGGUCGCCGAGCAGGUACUUCGUUGCCAAAGUCGACAUACCGAAGUGCGGGCUACCUGUGUCGAUUACUUGAAAAAGAACAGAGUAAAAUACGAGUCGUUCAUUGAGGGGAACUUUGAAGAGUACUUACAACAACUUGAAGAUCCACAGAACUGGGUUGGAGAAGUUGAAAUAAGUGCACUGGCUGUCAUAUAUAGGCAUGAUUUCAUCAUCUUUCAGGAACCUGGAAAGCCGCCUGUGAAUAUAACUGAAAACAGCUUUUCUGAUAAGGUCCGGCUGUGCUUCCUAAAUGGGAAUCAUUAUGAUAGUGUCUACCCCAGGGAGUUUGUGAACAAGGCUGCCCUCUGCCAGUCCAUUUUGUACGAGCUGCUGUACGAGAAGGUGUACGGGGUGGACCGCGACGUGGUGCUGGCGGGCUUCAGGGGCGGCAAGGACGGCCGGGACGAUGGUCACGGGGAGUGCAAGAGCAGCGACGAGUCCGACCUGGAGGAAGAGGACGACUUCUGGCCCAAUGAUGCAGUUGUUCCCACCAACAUGAACAACCAGAGGUCCUCGAACAAUGACCAGCAUUCUAAGACUGCAAAGUCUCAUCAGUCGAGGUCCACUCUGUCCCAAAGAGUUCAGAGGUCACUCAACCCCACGCUGUUCAGAAAUGUGGAGUACGACGUCUGGUUGAGGUCUCAGCGAGCUCAGCAAAAGCGUGACUUCUGCAUCGCUGCGGGAAUGCAGUACACAGUUGGGGAUAAAUGCAAGGUGCGCUUGGAUAACACAGGUCGAUUCUACAGCGCGUACAUCCAGGCGGUGGAUCCCGACAAUGGGCCCGUCACCGUGUUUAUCGAAGAACUUGGAAAGAAACACUCCAUCCCUCUGUGGAACCUGCGGCCCACGUCCUCUGCGGACGGGGAGUCAUGGAGCACGGUGGCGGAGAAGGGGAAGAGGCUGAGCCUGGUGAACGGUAACGGGCAGCACUCAGGCAAAGCCCCCCGGCCUUCCGACCUGCCCCCGCCUCGGUCCAGGGCCACCUCCACCCCCGUGCAGGGCACCCCUCCGGAGCGGGACGGCCGGGGCGGCAGGAAACCAGGCAAGAGCUCGCCCACCCUCCAGGGACCCCUGGCCCGGGUGCACAAGCAGAACUCCUGGCCCUCGCAGGCCACCGUAGAGGAACUGGCAGCAGACGGGAGUACACGCGCCGCAGCCAGAUCCCCAGACUGGAAAAAUGGAUGCAUACAACAACCAAGACCUCAAUCGGACGUAUCCCUGAAGAGCCAGAAACCCAAUUCCACAAAGGGUCCCUCUAGGAAGGGCGAGCUCGGGGCCCCCAGCGGCCCGCCGCAGGAGCCUCACUUUGGGCUGUCGCCGGACGAGCGCCUGGCGCGCGCGGAGGAGCAGAAGUCGCAGGCGCUCCUGGAGAUCAUGCAGCGCGAUGAGAGGAGCUUCCCCGCUCUGGGGAGCCAGGGAAGUUCCCGAGCUGCCAAUCAGGCCAACGACGCGGGGAGAAGGACGACCCCCCAGGCCGGGGAGAGGCGCGGCUCCAGGAGGAAGGGGGACCCUCAGGAGCAGUUCCAGGACGGUGAUAAUUCUGUCAGACCUGCCCAGAGGGAGGAGAAGAACAAACUCUUGACUUCAGCCCAACCUGGCUGCUCUUCAGGGGCUCAAAGUGCUCCACCACAUUCCUCUGAGCCCCGCACCCCUGUCACUGUCACUUCUGCUGCUGCCCCUCCCCCUGCUGUAACUGCCCCUGUUCUAGCCACAUCUACCCCUCUAGCUGCCCCUGCCUCUGCUCCAGCUACAUCUGCCCCUCCCCCUGCUGUAACUGCCCCUGGUCCAGCUAUAUCUACCCCUCUGGUUGCCUCUGCCCCUGCUCCAGCUACAUCUGCUGUAACUGCCCCUGGUCCAGCUACAUCUGCCCCUCUGGCUGUAUCUGCUCCUUCCCCUGUUGUAAAUGCCCCUCCCCCUGCUGUUACUGACCCCACUCCAGCUUCAUCUGCCCCUUCUCCACCUGUCUCUGCCCCUCCCCCUGUUGAAUCUGCUCCUGUUGCUGCUCCAUGUACCCCUACUCCACCUCCACCUGCUUCCAUGCAGUCUAGCGCUUCUGUGGCUCCUCCUACCCAUGUUCCACCCCCAUCCUCCACCUCAGCUGCCCCUAGUACCCCUUCUGUUCUCCCUGCUCCCCCUCCUGUGGUGCCCAAUCCUCCCCAGCAGCAGUGGGACCCGGCGCCCCUGACAGGGUUCCCUCCCGGAACACCCCCUGUGGAGCCCUCGCACUACAACGGGGCCAGCCCCUACCCUCCAGGCGUGAUGUCCCAGCUUGGGAUCGCUCCAGGACCACCCCCCACUCCACCGAUGCUGCCCGAGCACCUGUCCCACCCCCACCCCCAUGCCCAUUCACCCUCCCUACCCCCUCACGGGCAUUCCCCCUCCCUACCCCCUCACGGGCAUUCCCCCUCCCUACCCCCUCACGGGCACUCUCCCUCUCUACCCCCCCACGCGCCCCUGUCUUUCCACCAAAUGGCGCAACUCUACCAGGAUCCACUCUACCCCGGCUUCCCCGUCAACGACAAGGAAGAGAUGGUCAACGUGCCACCGUACUGCUACAUGCCAAACGGACAGGACCUUCCCCGAGAAAUUGGCAUCCUGCGAUUUUUCUUCAAUCUGGGUGUCAAGGCUUACAGCCACCCAGCAUGGCCUCCCCACUCAUACCUAUACCAGCUGCAACAAGCCCAUAUGACAUGCUCCAUGCAGCCCAAAGUGUCCUUCCUGACGUCCUGGUACCCUGAGGGCCCUCCCCCGGGCCCCUUCCGAAUGAGCCCCAUGCCCACCGGCUCCAUGCCGAUGCCAGAGGGGUACGGACCCCCUCCGAGCUACGGACACGGCCCCACGGGCGGCCGGGGUCCGGCCCAAUUUGAGCGCGCUCACUGUCCUGUGCAGCCAGGGGUGGGCAUGGCUAUGGCCCUUGGCCCCCAGCACACGGACCUGGGGCUGGGUUCUGACGGGCGCCCCCCCCUGGGGUACAGCCCCCAGCCUGCCGCCCCCCUACCCCCUCACUUGGGGGGCCUGCCAUGGCCUGGGCCCCGCCCAAACGCCUACCCAGGAGCGUACUCCACCCCUCCUCCUCCCCCUCAUGCCCAGUAUCUCCCCUCUGGUCCUCAGUACCCCGCCGUCACGCUGGGGUACCACGUCUCCAGGCUGUCCGCUGGUGCCCCCGCCCCGGCUGCCGUGCCUCACGUGAGCGCUUCCGACGGCCCCCCCGGGAGAGCUGUCAGUCACCCCCCCGCGGAGGGGCCUCCCGCCCCCGCCCCGGAAAGAGGCAGGGGUCAGGAGCCGCAAUCCGUCCCCCUGUCCACGGUCCCUCCUCCUCCUCCGCCGGUCAGCCUGCCGGCACAGCUGGGUCCACCGCGAGAAGCUCGCACGUUAACGGGAGGCGGCAAAGCCGGGCACGUCCGCUCCACUCCUGAACCGCCAAGGCCCCUCGCGGGCCUUCCGCUGCCGGCGAUGAAAGUCUGCGUGAGAGACGAUCGCAGGUCUGUCGUGGUCGAUCAGGGCCCGGCCGGCGAGAACAGGGGUGAUAUAGCCGUGCCCGUGGCUGGGGGCGGAGCUCCCAGAGAGGGCCCGAUGCAGAUGGGCGAGCCCCAGGCUUACGGAGCGCCACACUCCUCCAGUGAGGUGUGGGAGGAGGAAGGGGAGCCAGGUGAGGAGGCCCUGCAGAGCGGGAGGUUGUACUACGCCCGCACCUACAAAGCCAGAAGGGGCCACGAGGACGGCCGGGGCUAUCGGGACGGCCGGUGGAGAGAAGGAAGAGGGUACCGUGGGCGGAGAGGGUCAGACGACAGGAGGGAUUACAGCUACAGGGAUAGGAGAGCGGAAAACGGCCCCGGAUAUCCCGCCUCCAACAUCAAAGGACCGAACAACAGGGGCAGGGGGCGGGGCUACAAUCAGUACUCCAACGGUCGAGAGGCUGGCUACUCCGGCGGAAACCAGAGGAGCAACACCUAUGCAGAGUCAUAAAAACGUUACCGCGACUUGCAGUGUUUUUGUCAUUUCUGUUUGUGUUUUUCCUAAAUCGAAAUUUUUAAACGUUUUGACGAUAGGAAUGUAGAGUCUUGUUUUAUUUUUUUCCUUUCGCUAAUGCUUUCAAUUUCCUUCCCGCUUGGAAUCUCUUUUCGGUGUGUGGAAAAUGUACAUUUAGAGCUAGACUUUCCUUUCUUUAUUUUUCUUAUUGCCAUCUGUCUUUAAGAACAGGUUUGUAAAUCUGUAAACCACUAUAGUUUGCACUUCCAAAAAGUUUAAUAAAAUUUGGAAAUCGAAGCCAAAGACUAACCUAACUCAAUUGACGUUUUGUGGUUUUCGUUGAUAAGUUUUUAUUCUUUGCAAGAACACUAAGUAGACUGCUCUGAACUUAAAAAUAAAGAUUAAAGUUGUGUAUUUUUAAGGAAGGGCGACUGCUUCUUACAUUUCAGAGCUUGCACUCUGAAGGGCUGCUUUUUCAGGUACAUGGUUCGUGUUGAGGGAAGCGUUCAGACGAGUUACACAUCCGAGUGUGAUCUGUAGCAUUGUGCAAUAUCAAAUCAUCUCAGCCAACACGGGGAGCUGGUUUCUCUGCAUACCUGUUGACAUAAUAGGGAAUGGACAUGUAGACCCUUGUACAAGAUAUUUAGAAAAGAAUGGAAUGAAGUUGUAGUUAAUGCGUUUUUUCUUAUCACUGACAUUUGCAUUUUGACAGAAAUAUUCAAAAAAAAUUUCUGACAUGCUUUUGCGACAUUACUUUGCAAGUCAUGGCUUCUUUUGCGUCAAGGUUUACACGUUUUUAUAUUUAGCUAUGUUAAUCCCAUUGAGUGCUACCUCUUCCCAUAACAGUGCCUUAAAUAACUAAUACUGCAGUGUGCAUUAAUGGAAUUGUUUUGGAAAGUGAUAUGCAAGAUUUUGUGCAUGUUAAGCGCUGAUGCUCUCACAUUGGAGAGCAGUACUCUAUGCUUAUGUUUUAACCGCUCAAGAGCAAGUAGAGAAUGCUAAGUGCCAUGAUGGGUUUUUUAAAUAUUUUUGGAUUGCAUGGGCCACUAGAUGCCAGAUAUUUCUAGCUACCUUUCAAACUGUUGCUGGUGAGUGGGAUAUAUUUUUUUUAACAUUAGAAUAGUCUUGGUUUUAAUGAGAUCGUACCCUACAUCUCUACUGCUGCACUGAUUCCUCCUGUCCACUUUGGCCUCAUUUACACUUUACUGUGGGCCGACGGCUCUGCUCCUCGAAAGCCACAGUGAAUGCAUUUAGCUUGGUGGUUAAUCUGCCCGUUUCAACCUGCCACAGUCCUUACUGAACUAUUCUCCCUAGAUCUGGGUGUUGGUAGUCAGUCAUGGAGGACAGCAGGCCCUGUGACUAGUUGAGUUAGCCCUGCCUUGGUUGAGAAGUGUGGAUCUGGGAGCACAAACUACUUUAAUGUAAGGUGAAAUUAAAUCUGGGCUCCUGACACGGUCAUGAGGCUGGACAAAAUAGGUUUCUGAGUUUCAUGCACAUUUUCAUUGUUUGGUGGCCAGGGCAAACAUGGUGCAGCAGCACUGAAAGUCAAUGGCCCUUCUGGCUGCUGUAUCAGGAGUGUAUGCAUGCGAGUGGUUUGUUUUUUCUGGGCUUUGACGGUUAAGUACUGUGUUACCUACAGCUAACUAAUUUGAGCUUCAACAGUACAGACGGCAGUCGUCUCCAUGUGCUGAAUGUGUCAUGCUUUACAGUAUAAAUUCUCCCUUGUGUCAGGUUUACUUGAAAGAUUUGCAUUUUUGUUACCGUAACACAUACUUUUUAAAAAUAAUAAAGGGUCUACCCACCAAAA
Messenger RNA from Conger conger (European conger), 6285 nucleotides. It is a transcript of the gene otud4, whose product is annotated as OTU deubiquitinase 4. The record is from RefSeq and is a predicted model, not a curated record. Lineage: Eukaryota; Metazoa; Chordata; Actinopteri; Anguilliformes; Congridae. Gene Ontology annotation, biological process: negative regulation of toll-like receptor signaling pathway; protein deubiquitination; regulation of protein K48-linked deubiquitination. The coding region runs from base 345 to 4475 and encodes 1376 amino acids. The transcript has 20 exons. Gene Ontology annotation, molecular function: K63-linked deubiquitinase activity; cysteine-type deubiquitinase activity.